AUGUCGCAGCAUGACGGCGGGCACGCCGGAGUGUACCUAGAAUAUGAGGAUGAUCGUCAGGCCGAACUGGUGGGGGACUCCGACUAUGAGGACGACGAGUACAUCCAAUCCGCUAGUAUGGCCUCACAUGACACAUCGGCCAUAGAUGUCAAAAAAGGAAAGGACAUGCAGGGAAUACCCUGGGAUAGAUUGGACAUCACCAGGGACGCAUAUAGGCAGGAAAGACUGAAACACUAUGACAACAUUGAAAACAUACCUAAUUCAGGAAGAGCAUCGGAGAAGGUAUGUACACCUGUGAAGAAAGGACAGCUGUACUACGAGUUUAAGCAUAACACAAGAUCGGUGAAACCGACCAUUCUUCAUCUUCAGUUGAGAAAUUCAGUAUGGGCAACGGCAAGGCACAAUGUGUAUCUUAUGUCAUACUUUUCUGCGCUUCAUUGGUCACCCCUGACUUCUGAGAAGCAGGAAAUCAUUGAUUUUGAAGGACAUGUUGCACCAUAUGAGAAGCACCAAGGGAAUUUCUAUGAGGGCUUUUAUCAGACUGAAGUUACCACAUUGGCAGUGAAGAAUAACCUGCUGCUUGCUGGUGGAUUUCAUGGAGAACUAAUUUGCAAGGUUUUGGACCGUGAAGGAAUAAGCUAUUGUUGCAAGUUAACACAUGAUGCUGAUGGUAUUACUAAUUAUCUGGAGAUAUUUGGGAAACCUAGUGGUUCUGUGCAUUUCCUGGCUUCAAACAAUGAUUGUGGACUUAGAGACUUUGACGUAGAAAAUUUUCAAAUGUGCAAUCAUUUUCAUUUCAAUUGGGCAGUGAAUCACAUGUCAUUGAGUCCUGAUGGUAAAAUCAUUGCUGUCGUGGGAGACGAUCCUGCUGGUCUUCUGGUUGAUGCUAAUACAGGGAAAAUGAUUCAUGAGCUCCGUGGCCAUUUCGAUUAUUCGUUUGCGUCAGCAUGGAACCCAGAUGGCCGAACAUUCGCGACUGGUAACCAAGACAAGACAUGCAGGAUCUGGGAUGCUCGUAACCUCUCCAAGUCUGUUGCUGUUCUGAGGGGGAACAUCGGAGCCAUAAGGUCGAUCCGCUACACAUCUGACGGGAAGUUCCUUGCGAUGGCUGAACCUGCUGAUUUUAUCCACAUCUUUGAUGUUGAGAGUGGGUACAACAGGAAACAGGAGCUGGACUUCUUUGGUGAGAUCGCUGGCAUGUCGUUCAGUCCUGACACCGAGGUUCUCUUUGUCGGUGUGCAUGAUGCCAACUAUAGCAGCCUCCUCCAGUUCGGUCGGCGACAGUUCUACUCGUACCUUGAUUCAGCUAUAUGA
Messenger RNA from Lolium rigidum, 1314 nucleotides. RefSeq lists its product as uncharacterized. The record is from RefSeq and is a predicted model, not a curated record. Gene Ontology annotation, molecular function: protein binding. Bases 1 to 1314 code for a protein of 437 amino acids. The transcript has 9 exons. Lineage: Eukaryota; Viridiplantae; Streptophyta; Magnoliopsida; Poales; Poaceae.